Molecule: messenger RNA, 1668 nt
Organism: Aureobasidium subglaciale EXF-2481
Lineage: Eukaryota; Fungi; Ascomycota; Dothideomycetes; Dothideales; Saccotheciaceae
Exons: 4
Coding region: 1-1668 (555 amino acids)
Biological process (GO): transmembrane transport
Molecular function (GO): transmembrane transporter activity
Source: RefSeq, a predicted model, not a curated record
AUGACCGACAACCAACAUCACCACCAUGGUCUAGAAGAAGAGGAGGAGAAAUAUGAUGCGAGUGCUGGGAGAAAUCAGCUGCCGCUAAACAGUCAUGACACGGAAGCGCGUCAAGAGGAGAACAAUGGUGAUCUCUCACGCACAGCGACGACUAAGAGUGGCCGAUCAGGCCUUAGCAGAUCUGGUACAGCGCUUGGCCGUAUCCUUACCGGUGUCAAGGUGCGAAAGCGAGAGGGCCACGAAGGUGGUGAAGGAAACGUCUUCAUUGUCGACUUCCAGGGUGAAAAGGAUGAGUUGAACCCUCAUAAUUGGAGUUGGGGUGCUAGACUUUACAUCACAUUCCUGGUUGCCAGUAUCGGUUUUGUUGUCGGUGUGGCUUCUUCGAUUGAUUCGGUCGCCAUCCAGCCUGCAAGUCAGGAGUUUGGUAUCUCGGAAGUCGCUGAGAGUCUUGCUACUGGUCUCUACCUUAUAGGCUUCGGAGCUGGAGCCCUCUUUGCUGGCCCCUUCUCGGAGACACUAGGUCGCAAUCCUAUCUACAUUGUCACCUUGCUUGUCUACAUGGCCUUCCUUGCUGGAGCCGGAGCAUCGCAAACGUACACUCAGCAGUUUGCAACGAGAUUCUUUGCUGGCUUCUUUGGAAGCACCCCGCUUACAUGUGCGGGUGGUUCAUUGUCCGACAUCUGGAAUGCAAGCGAGAGGACACUCAUUUAUUUUCCACAUUUACAACUUUUUUUGGGGCCCAUACUCGGACCUGUCAUCGGUGGUUUCAUCGUGCAAAGCUCUAUUAUUUCCUGGAGAUGGGUCGAGUGGAUUACCAUCAUCAUGUCCGGACUUGUAUGGAUUCUCGUCUUCUUCACGCUCCCAGAGACGUUCCCUCCUAUUCUCCUCAAGUGGAAGGCUGCACAUCUGCGCUCCAUUACCAACGAUGAUCGUUAUCGAGCAGAAGCCGAAGUACGGAUGGAUCCUUUCUUUACCCGCCUCGGACGUGCUUGCUACCGACCCUUCCUACUCACUGCCACCGAACCCAUCAUCAUCUUGAUCGCGCUCUAUCUCACCGUCGUUUAUAUCGUACUAUUCACUUUCCUUGAUGGCUACGACUUCAUCUUUGGCGAAAUACACGGUGUGAGUAUUGGCAUCCAGGGCCUAUGUUUCUUGGGCAUCGCAAUCGGUCUAUUUCUGGCUACACCCUUGGUGUUCGUCGUCCGUCGAAUCGCGGCCAAGGAAAUGCAAAAGGCGAAAGAAAAUGGCAAGGACAAAGUUGCACCAGAGUUUCGUCUUUGGUUUGCCAUGUUCGGCGCACCUGCCAUUCCCAUCUCCCUAUUUUGGAUGGGCUGGACAUCAUACCCCAACAUUAGCAUCUGGUCUCCUCUUGCGGCCUCUGUACUCUUCGGUUAUGGCAUUCUUUGCAUCUUCAUCAGCAGUUAUCAAUACAUCAUUGACGCGUAUGAGGUCUAUGCGGCUUCUGCUUUGGCAUCUAUCACGUUGAUCAGAUACGUGGCUGCUGGCGGUAUGACAAUUGUGGGAGUGCCGUUCUACAAGAAUCUGGGUGUGCACUACACCUGCACGAUCCUGGCGUGUAUCAGUGCUGUAAUGGUACCGGUGCCUUAUGUCUUCUUCUUGUAUGGACACAAGAUUAGGGCAAGAAGCAAGUAUGCUCCUUCUGAUUGA